Molecule: messenger RNA, 1542 nt
Organism: Dibothriocephalus latus
Lineage: Eukaryota; Metazoa; Platyhelminthes; Cestoda; Diphyllobothriidea; Diphyllobothriidae
Source: the annotation of a GenBank genome assembly
AUGUUCCCAUCGGAAUGCCGGAAUUUGUAUGAAAGCGGGCUUGCUCGAAUAUUAGUGACCCAUAUCAGUCUCGGCAUUGCCCUCCUAGGAAUUCCGGCCAAUAUAUUCGCACUCAUCGUUCUUCACGUUGAAAAGACCUGUCGAAGCCCAACCCACAUUCUGCUAAGCGCUCUGGCGAUUGAAGACAUAAUGAUUAUCCUCUUCUACAGCAUCUACUACAUUGCCAUGCAUUACUAUGAAUCCUAUAAUUUGCUGUGGUUGGGCUUUCUGCGAUAUAUUGACACACCACUGUUCUAUCUUGUCAACUGGAUAAAAAUGAUCGAAAUAUACACGGUGGUGCUCCUAAGUCUCGAACGCUAUACAGCUAUCCGCUGGCCACUGAAAGCAGCCCGUUUAUGUUCUGUCGGCCGAACGAAACGCGGCCUGCUUAUCAUUACACUGUUUUCGGGGAUUUUCAAACUGCCCAACUUGAUUCUGGACUAUCGCGUUCUACGGUGGUCUCCAGCCUGCAAAGACUACAAGCUUGUCUGCUCCUUUGUCAUACCGCUAAGUUUACUGGUGUUUCUCAACUGCGGACUAAUCACCCGCAUCCGACGUUUUGAGAAGCAACACAAAUCAGGCCAAUGGUCCCUCAAGCGAUUUAAUGUACCAGCUGCAAUUGCCACCCGAAAAACCCCGUACGAACCGCGAAAGCCAACCAGCUUUGUUUUGGCCGAGAAAGAAGGCGAUUGUUCUGAUCUUCCUUCGCCCCCACAUGGAACAUCUAACUCACACUACUCUCCUCUGAGCCUGCUGAAAAAGCCAAACCCGAUACAGGGGAACUCGAGGGAGCAGAGUGCCACACUGUCCAUUGCAUCUCCUGAACAAACUCACGACGGAAGUCAACAGGAAGUUUCACGAAGUAUCGUGAGUUCAAAAAGCGGUCGUACUUCCACCGCUAGCACGAAAAGUAGAAGCAUAUUGGUGACACUAGUUUGCGUGGUGACCACCUUUAUAAUCUGUGAAACACCAACCACACUCUGCUUCCUCUUUGAAAUUUGGCACCUCUUAACUGGAAUUGCAAAUAAAAGUAGAGUAGCACCCUCAAACUCCACAGUGACCGCCAUAUCGGCUGCAAACAGCACAGACACUCAAUCAGCUAAUCCUUACGACCUAUAUUAUUAUGCUUACCCCGCUGCUCUUGUACUAGUCCUAGUAGGCUGUGCUAGUAACUUCUUCAUUUACAUUCUCAUGGGCAGGCGAUUUCGUCAGACAUGCAUUCGACUACUCGUCAGGUUUUGCUGUCUUAAAUGCGCUCAGCAACAACGCUGUCGAUCUCAACGCAAUGAGGAAGAUUCUGGUUUUAUUCGCCCUCUGAAACAUAGGCGCAAGGUAAAAACUAAAUGCGUCUGUGACAGCGUCAAUGCGCUGACUUAUCAUGCGAUCGCCUGUCGUAUUUUGUGCAUUAAAAUCUACCCCGCGUGCGCUCUUGUCUGCCCCACGAUCCUGGACGAUCCGCUGCUGGGCUGCACGCGUUGUCCCCUCUUCGCUGGCCUCGCGAGA